AUAAGAUUCAAAGUCAUAUGGUCCUGCCAUUGACAAAUCACUAGCCAUACUAAAUCUAACGAGUGAUGACCAAGCAUAUGAAAAGGUUCAUUAUUAAAGUAUUAUUGAACAAGUAAAUCAAAAUCCCAUUUUGGCUGUUGUCUGAUUCCUUUCCUUCAAAUCUAUGACCAUGACUAAUCAUAUCGAUCAAAAAUUACACAACAGACACUAGUAAAUGACCAAUACAAAGACCCAAUAAUCCCUGUGCCUAUUUAGCGAAGCAGAGUUGUUGGGUUUUUGUGGACACUAUCGAGAUUCAUCUCUAUUUCAACGCUGGAAGAAUUCGUGGUCAUUGAAUUUUGCAUUUCUGUUUGUAUUGAUUUAUCAAAGGUGGGAUUUUUAUCUAUUCUUUGUCUUGAUCUAAAGAGAAUUGAGUAAUUGAUCCUUACUUUAAAGGAACUAGGUGGGAACAGUGAAGAAAAAAUACAUGUUCAGAUCCCACUUCUGACAAAGUUAACUCUUUUGUUCAUAAAAAAACAAGAGAGAUAGGUAUUGGAUUGUUAGAGAUUGGAGUUAAAAUGACUAAAGCUGUAAUUUUUCCGAUUAAACUGUGUUAUAGGACAGUUUGGAAUCAUCCAUUCCUUGUGUGUAUGCUGUGUUUCUUGGCAUUUUUGUACACAUCAUUUCCUUUUGUAUUUUCCCUAUUGGUGACUGUAUCUCCUGUUCUUGUUUGCACUGCUCUUCUGCUUGGAACUUUGCUAAGUUAUGGUCACCCUAACAUACCCCAAUUUGAAAUGGAAGAAGAUACAGCUGAUGGUAUAGUGCCUCUGAAAACUGGGUUGUCACGAGAUGUUAGUCGUGUUGAGAGUGAUAAUAGAUAUACUGAUCAAGAGAGGGAUAAAGUAGACCAGUCAACUGAUAAAUCUAGCUUGCUUAGUGAGGUUCAUAGAGGUCAAAGAUUUGGCGAUCAUUCUCCUCUAGUUGAUGGAGUUUCUCGGGUGGCAAGGGAGUUUGAUGAGCAGAAGAAUGAAGAUAAAAUUGGUGAUGAGGAUCUUAUGGAGAAUCAGUACUCUCCCACCUCGAAGGCUGAUGAUGAGAGUGUUGAAUUUGAUAAUGACAAAUCAGUUGAUUCCUUUGAUUCUAGAAGGGUUAACCUUGAUUCUCCUCCUGGUUCACCUUGGAAACAUAGGGAGGAGGAAUACAGCGAGGCCUUAGAUUCAGGGUCUGAUCGAGCAGAGAGCUCUUCUCCGGAUGCUUCAAUAGCUGAUAUUAUGCCAAUGCUUGAUGAGUUGCAUCCACUUUUAGAUGAAGACAAUCCUCAACCUGUCAAUAUUUCGCAUGAUGUUUCUCAUGCUGCUUCAGAGAGUUCCAGCGAGUCCUCCGAGGGUGAUAAUGAAUCUGAUGAUGGUUCUGAAGACCAGGAAGAACUAGAAGCUGCAGAUGAUGAGAACGAAGACGAAGAAGAAACACGAGACAAAGAAGAUCCAAAGUCUGCUAUUACUUGGACGGAGGAGGAUGAGAAGAAUCUAAUGGACUUGGGAAGCUCUGAGCUAGAAAGGAAUCAACGAUUGGAGAGUCUUAUUGCAAGGAGAAGAUCAAGGAAGAACAUGAGUUUGAUAGAUGAGAAGAAUUUGAUAGACUUGGUAAGUGCUGAUUUUCCAUUAAACAUGCCUCCCAUUUCAACAGCAAGACAGAAGCCUUUUGAUCUUCCUAGUGAUAACUAUGACCUUGGACUGCCGCCUAUCCCUGGCUCUGCUCCAUCUAUUUUAUUACCAAGGCGGAACCCAUUUGAUCUUCCUUAUGACCCAAGUGAAGAGAAGCCCGAUCUUACAGGAGACAAUUUCCAACAAGAGUUUAUCACAUCUCAACCAAAAGAGCCAUUUUUUAGGAGGCAUGAAAGUUUUAGUGUUGGACCCUCAAUCUUUGGGCUGAACAAGCAAGACAAGAAAGAUAUACGCUUGAGACCUUAUUUUGUUCCUGAUGUCAUGGCUUCUGAAGGAACAAGUUAUUCUCCAUUUCAAAGGCAUCCUAGCGAUCUCAGUGAUUCUAAGGUAAGUUCUGUUCUUGAAACAGAGUCACAGGGUUCUAUUGAAGAUCUGGAAGACAAGAACCUCACUGAAGAAGAUGUAGAAGACAAGAACCUGAAUGAAGAACAUAUGUUCAAGGAGCCACAGCUGAUAUCUAAGAUAGAGAAUGCUGCUGAUGAUGUCGGACAUGGAAGCCAAUCCUCCGAAGAAGUAGAAUGUCUGGUCCUAGGUGCAGCUGAUAAGAGAGAUAUUGAACUCGAUGACACUGAUGUUAAAUUGCAGAAUGUGGAAAUUCAUCAUAAAGUGGGACCAGUUGUGUUCCAUGAAGAAGCAGCAGUCAGUUCCAUGGAACUUGAUCCGUCUAAAAUUAGUUCAAAGUCAGAAACUUCUGAACAAAAAUUUAGCAGUCAGUCAAGCUCCUCAUCAUCGUCAGAAGUAAGUGAAAGGACCUUUGCUGACAAAGAAGUAGCGAGAUUAAGUUCCGAGGAAGCGACGAGUCAUGUUGAAACCAUCUCUAGGCAACAUUCACCUAAUGGGUCAGAUCUGAACAUCUCAAGCAGUUCAGUGGACGAGAGCUUACAUUUGGAACCGAUUUAUGAUGCCAGUCCUCCUUCCAUCAAGAAAAACAUUUCUUCAUCCUCAAUUGCUUCAGAUCCGCUCCCAGAAUCUGAAAUGGAGCUUCCCCCUGAAUUGGUUAAAAGGACUGUUUCUUUUAUUGAGAGGGAACCUGUUGAAAAUAAUCGAGACAUUGAGAAGUCCAUUCCGACUAGUGAACGGAUUAUUUCAUCAGUGGAUUCCCAAGACUUGCGGCCGAGAGAGGAGGUAAUGGACAGAGAUGAUCUUGAUGUUGCAAAGUCGGAGAUAUCAAAACGUGAUGAAGUCUUUGACAGUGCAGGUGCUCCUCCAGUGCAUGUACGAGAUAGUCCGGCAUCUAUUGACUUAAAAUCAUCCAAAAAAGAGCCACCUGUUUCCCCAGUUGAGUCAAUUGAGAAUGCAGGCACCACGGAAAGCUUGAAUGUGUCAAAAAUCCAAGAAGUUCCUCCUAUUAUCAGCUCUCCCAGGGAUCCUGAGUCUGUUCUUAAGCCACCUAAUACGAAGGUGGCAAAUGAAGAAUCAGAGAGUUCGAGAAAUGGAUCAGUGCCUAAAGUGACAAGUUUGAAAGACGACCAUGAGAUGGGAUUACCAACUGUUGAACCAAGACCAACUGAAGAUGUUGAUUUGAUUCAUAAGCAUCUCCCUGAAGAGGAUGCUGAAAGACCCCUUGCAAGAGACUCCAAAGGCAAGGGAGCUUCUUCACAUUCACAGAGUGUGGGGACAGACUCAGCUACGAAACAAGUCGUGAAAAACCAUACAGAUAAACCAAACACGAGCUUUCAACGAGAAUCAGAAACUGAACCAAGUAAAGCCAGCUCAUCCAAGAAUUCUGAAUUAAGUCUUGAAGAAUUUGUUGUAUCUGAAAUAAGUGAAGCUGAUGUUGGAAAAGUAGAUCAUAAAGUUGUAAAACAAGACGAUAAGGCAACAACCACUGGAAAGUCAGAUCAUGUAGUUGAGUUGCCUCAAGAGACAGGUCUGGUUAAAGGUGAUGUUAAAGGCAAGAAAGAGAACCCCACAAGUGAGGCUCAAGUUCAAGUUCAAGCGACUCCGAAAGAGAAUGAGGAUAGCUAGUAUAUUGGGAGAGAGAGAGAGAGAGAGAGAGGAAUCCUUUGGGUAUUUUCUUUGAAACUUCUUUUUAUUUGUUAGUAAAUGAAUGAUUAGAUGUUCAAGUUGGUGUUUAGGUUAGGACUGCAAUAUUCUUUUUUCUUUAUUGGUUGUGCAUUGGUGAUGAACUGCUUCUCCUUCAAGAAUAAGUUUCUAAUUGAUUUCUUGAAGUAUUUUUCUUAGCAGUUCUGGAGAUUAUAUAUAAUUAGUGGGAGAAAAAGGGGUUAUUCCUUGUUACAGAUAAACAAUGUCUUUUUUGGCAUGUAAUAGUUAUUUUCUGUGGAAAAUAAUAGUGAGACCAAGUUCCUUUCUUUCUUC
Molecule: messenger RNA, 4022 nt
Organism: Nicotiana attenuata
Lineage: Eukaryota; Viridiplantae; Streptophyta; Magnoliopsida; Solanales; Solanaceae
Exons: 3
Coding region: 558-3671 (1037 amino acids)
Source: RefSeq, a predicted model, not a curated record